UAAUGGCAGACGUAGAUGAAGACCCAUAUGCAGUCAGUUCAGACUCUGACGAUGAAAACAGUAAAAAACCUCCUCCCAAAAUUGCAAUUGAAGGCAGAACGGGCGAUUUAAAACAAAUUAAAGAAGCAUUAAAAACAGACGAGAAAAAAUCAGUAAAAGACGAAAAAAUGGUUGAAGAAAUUGAAGCCUUACGACGGGAAAAGGCUGAAGAAAUGAGUCGUAUGAAACGGGAUUUUGAAGAAGGACGUGCUGGUGGUGUUGCGCAAAUACAGAAAGAGUCUUUGGAAGGUGUUGGAAAAGAAAAUUUGGCCUCAAUGAAAGAAAUGUUUGAAAAGGAGCUUGGGAAAGAAUUUGUCCCUCAAAGAGACGAUUUAUUUAAUGAAUUACAACAAAAAGCUGACCAUCAAAAAAUUAAAAAUAAUUUUGAAAGGACUGCAGAAGACGAAGAAAAGCAAAAGGAUUGUUGUAUUUGUUCAAAAGUUGUUUAUCCUGUAGAGAAAAUUUGGGUGGGGAAGCAGCUUUAUCACACAAAUUGUUUUAAAUGCUCAAAAUGUGGAAAGAAGUUGAGUCAAAAUGCCUUCAAUUCACACAAAGGAGUUCUUUACUGUAAACCACACAUGUUAGAAGUACUUCAUCCAGAUAGGGUUGGACAAUUUGCAGCAGAAGAGCUUGAUGAUACCCAAAUGGAUGAGGAGAAUGAUGAUGAAUUUGCUGUUAGUUCUAAACCUAAACAAUUGGCUUCUGAUGUUGUUAGAGCUGGUGGUACAAACAUUGGAGAUGAAUUGGCACAAUUAAAGUCUUCUUUAAAAGAUAAAAAAGAAAGUUGGCAAAGUUCAGCAACAGCAGGUGCUCAAACAAGUGCUGUGGAUGAAGAAGAAAAGCGUCGACAAUUGGAAGAAAUUAAAGGAUCGGUUAGCGAGGUAAAACAAAAAUGGAAAACGGGUGAUGUUGAAGGAGCUAAUUUAGCUGAUGAUGCUGCGAAACAAGAAGAAUUGGAAGCGUUAAAGAAAGGUGUAAAUGUUAAAGAACGGUUUCAACCUCCGUCUGGUGGAGAUGUACAAAAAUGUUAUGAUCGUUCGGAGUUGGAUACUUCAGCGAUCAGCGAUGCUCGCAAGUCUUUUAUCGAAGGUUCAGCAUUUACCAGCCCAAAAACAGAAUCUUCUGCUGCUGGAGAACUUAGCGAAUUGAAAUUUACUGAAAUGAAUGCAUUCAAAGAUAAAUUUGAAAAAGGAAAAGGGGAUGUUGAAGAAAUUGAAAAGGCAAAGAUUGAAUUGGAUCUUCAAUUGAAAGAAUUGAAGAAGACAUUUGAAAAGCCAGAAAGUGAGAUGAGUCCAGAGGAGCGAGCGGCAAAGAAAAAGGUUGAAAUUGAGGCUGAAUUUGCCCGUUAUAAAUUGGCCAGAAAAUUGCAAGCAAAGAAGGCUAAAGAGGAGGCAGAGGGAAGUGGCGGAGGUGGUAAUGAGGAACACGAAGAAGGAGAGAAGGAGCUGGACGUGCAAAUCAAAUUGGCGGGCAAAGCGAGGGAGAAAUUCAAACAAAUCGAGGCACAGGGACAAGCUGGGAUUCCGCAGCCUGGUACUGGAGCAACUCAACAGAAGACGCCCUCCAAAUGGGACAAGAAAGUGGAAGGACCCGCAGAAGUUGUCAACAGACGCGUCGUCGACGACGAUUCCGAGACGGAAGAGGAGUUCGAUGUGAAGAAUCUGAUGGCAAAGUUCAAGAAUAUAGCUACGAUGGAACCAAAGGAGAGGGAGAAGAAUUUGGAGGAAUUGGAAGCCUUGAGGUUGGAAGCGAGGAAUUUGAGAGAACAAUUCGAGAAGACAAAUCAAAUGGAAUCGAGCGAGAAGAGCGAAGAGAAGAGGAAACAGAUGGAGGAAGAAUUCAAGCAACUCAAAGAGGAGAGAGCGAGAGCCCAGAAAGAAUUGGAACAAGAGCAAGCCGAAGCAGCAGCCUCCACAAACAACGCGGAAAAGGACGACGUUCAAAUAGCGGAAGCCCAUGCUUCAAAAAUGGCAGCCAAAUGGGAGAAGAUUCACAAGAAAGAAGCGAAAAAGGCAGAGAAAUCGCGAAUGCCCCAAAAGUAAAAAAAGUUGUUUGUUGUAACAGAGAAACUUCGCCAUUUUGCCCUUCUCCAACAACAUCAACAACAAAAUUAAUGGACAACAAAGCCUCUGCCACCUCCGCUCUUCGACUUUUUUCAGCUUUUUUGACAGGAUUGGCUAUAGGACUUUUGCUUGUUCCACGCAUUUUUG
Meloidogyne enterolobii is the source of this 2249-nucleotide messenger RNA. Lineage: Eukaryota; Metazoa; Nematoda; Chromadorea; Rhabditida; Meloidogynidae. The record is from the annotation of a GenBank genome assembly.